AACAUUUCCGAAAGAGACUCCCAUGUAACCCCAAACCCACCUUUCUCUCCAAGCACACUAAUUUAAUUGACCACUCUAUCCGCUUUGUAUCUCUCAGUUUAUCAAAACUCACCACAGAGUUAGUUUGAAAAGAAAUCCUACCAACACCCCCCAUUUACUUACCUCAGCAUAUCGAACUUCUACUUUGGUCCAUUCUCAUACCUCAAAAACAGAGUCCUCUGUUUUCUCUGUUUUUCCCAUUCUAUAUAUUACUACCCCUAUUUGUGUAUGUCAACCAACUUACGAGGUUAAUGUCUUCCAAUAAGAAAAGCCUUCUUAGAACCGUGUUCACAGCAAACGGAAGCUGUGGUUGCAGCAAAACAAAAUCCUCUGAAGUGCACGAGCCAACACCAAAAUCCAAAACAACACACAUUCACCAAAAGGCUAACAACAACAACAACAACAACAACCACAACCUUAGCAGCAUGGCUUCUUCCACCACUUCCCCUGAGCAAGUUGAUGAAGAGGAGUUCACUUCCACCACAAUCUCCGAAUCCGAGACAUUUCACGAUCACAACAACAACAACGACGACGACAACGUUGUACUCAAACGAAGCCCCCUUGUGAAUAGCGUGGCGAUUGAGAAGGAUUCGUCGAAUCCGUAUCAUGAUUUCAGGCAUUCCAUGCUCCAAAUGAUCUUUGAAAAGGAGAUCGAGUCAGAGGACGAUCUUCAAGACCUUUUGCAAUGCUUUCUUCAGCUGAAUGCGCAGUGUCACCACCACGUCAUUGUUAAGGCCUUCAAUGAGAUCUGCAAAGAAGCAUUUCCUCACAAGGUUAGUACCACUCCUGCCGUCUCUGAACCUUCUCCCUCUCACCGGAGCCCCCUCAUCGUUCAAAAGAGCCGGUGAAUGCAGCCGCAAUACCAUUGUACACAUAAGGUGUGCUGGUACGCCAAAGAAGAUUAAAUCUAAACCCUACAUCUAUAGAUGGAUAAUUUAGAUUAAUAAUCACAUAAUUAUGUACUUAAAAAGUCACACAACUUUGUGAUUUAAUUCCAAUAUUUUAUGAUUUGAUUUAAUUGUCAUGAUUCACUCUUUUCACUUAAAAUUUUAUGGUAAUAUCCAUGCCGGAGCUAUGUUUAUAUUUUCUUCUUUUCAUUGAUUGUGUCUACACAAAGUAUUGUUUCAUGGCAAUGGAUUCUUUGCUAGCUACCUAAGAUAGGCCACACGUGUCUAGCUAGGACAUGUGCAGGCAUUGAAUUCACGCGUGGGAAGAGGAUGCAUGUAAACAUCAUGGUUUAAAGUUGGCUCCUUAUUCAUUCUUUGAUAAGUAAUGCAUGA
This is a messenger RNA of Glycine soja, 1319 nucleotides long. Its product is annotated as transcription repressor OFP6-like. The transcript has a single exon. Bases 291 to 887 code for a protein of 198 amino acids. Lineage: Eukaryota; Viridiplantae; Streptophyta; Magnoliopsida; Fabales; Fabaceae. Gene Ontology annotation, biological process: negative regulation of DNA-templated transcription. The record is from RefSeq and is a predicted model, not a curated record.